AUGUCUCAAGACUCAGAUACCGAAGCCAAAUUCUUGGCAAAUGUCACAGAUUCUAUGAACAAGUUGAUGAAAGAACUUCAUGAAUUGUAUGAAUUUAGAGAUCUGUUUUUCGAAAACCAUCCUAUAGAAAUGGCUGCAGAAAAGAAUCAAAGACUUGAAGAGCUAAAGAAAGUGUUGGCUGAGAAGUUUGAAGAAAUUGAUGAUUCUAAACUCCCUUCCGCCGAACGUGCCAAGUUUCUCUAUAUGAAAGGACGAACUUAUAACAUUAGUCGCACAUAUGAUGCAAGGGCAACAGAAUGUCUCAGCAAGGCUGUAAAAUUAAAUCCACAUUUUGUAGAGGCUUGGAAUGAACUCGGAGAGUGUUAUUGGAAGAACAUGAACGUAAAAGAGGCAAAGGCUAGUUUUGAAGGUGCUUUGAAGCAUCAACGCAACCGUCUCUCCUUACGUUGUCUCUCAAUAAUUCUCCGUCAGGAAAUUGGCCCUAGAAAAAGAUCAGAGGUCAUUCCGACCAUCCUGAAAAGUGUAGAACUUGCCAAAGAGGCAGUGACCCAGGAUAUUAAGGAUGGAGUGUCCUGGUCUGUUCUGGGUAAUGCCUAUUUGUGUCAGUUUUUCACCGUGGCUCAGGAUCCGGCAACAUUGAAGCUGUGCAUGAGUGCAUAUAAACAAGCCGCUUUGGAUCCAAUAGCAAAAGGACAGCCUGAUCUUUAUUAUAAUGAAGGCAUUGCUUUAAAAUAUUCAGAACAGUACUCUGAAGCCCUGGAGAAGUUCUCGUACGCGUGUCGUCUGGACCCCUCGUGGGCUCCCCCGCGCCAGGAAAGCUCUCGCGUCCUCAGCUUCACGCAGGCCGCGACCACACUCGUACGCACUCGUGGGAAACUGAAAGCUAAGAGGCUCGCUACAAUGGUCCAGUCAAUCGAUAAAAAAAUGCUGGGCAUGUACAGCGAGGGAAGCUUGCAUAGUUUCGGGCGCGGCCGCGAGGUGGCGCUGGAGCUGGUGCGGCUGGACGCCUUGCAAGAGGGGAAUAAUGAAGCCAAAGUAGUCCUCGGCAAGGUCGUCGGUUCCAUACAUAAUGACAACUCUGUUCCUUUCACAUUUGCUAUGGUGGAUGAAAGUAUGGAGUGUAUACUCGUGACGGUGUACAACUGGGCCGAUGGACGAGGAGCCAUAAUAGGUGAUUGUGUGACCUUGCCUGAGCCUCAGCUAACUUCACAUAAAGUUGAUUCUGAGCUUGCGAAAUACGAAUUCAAAUCGAUUCGCGUGAACAACCCGAUGGUGCUGCUGGUGAACGGUAAGCGCGUGGGGCGCAACCAGGUCGCGAGCACCUGCGUCACCAGCACCUACGAGGCGCACUGA
This is a messenger RNA of Arctia plantaginis, 1353 nucleotides long. The record is from the annotation of a GenBank genome assembly. NCBI's taxonomy places the organism in Eukaryota, Metazoa, Arthropoda, Insecta, Lepidoptera, Erebidae.